Messenger RNA from Liolophura sinensis, 1806 nucleotides. RefSeq names its product toll-like receptor 13. Gene Ontology annotation, biological process: inflammatory response; signal transduction. Gene Ontology annotation, molecular function: protein binding; signaling receptor activity. Gene Ontology annotation, cellular component: plasma membrane. Bases 1 to 1806 code for a protein of 601 amino acids. The record is from RefSeq and is a predicted model, not a curated record. The transcript has a single exon. Lineage: Eukaryota; Metazoa; Mollusca; Polyplacophora; Chitonida; Chitonidae.
AUGACUAAACUGAGGUGGAUCUCGACACGUGAGAGAUUAGCAGGUAUAAAUGCUAAAAAAUGCGAAUGGUCAACUAUCAAAAAUGAAACAUUUCUUGUGUUCCGAGAGAUUGCUAUCAAAGAACUACUGCCAGUACAGUGUAAAAUCGAAAUCAUUGAAAGCAGCGCCUUCGAACCUUUGGUCUCUCUGGAAGUGCUGGACUUGAGUUUUAACCCGUAUCUUGGGCUAAGUGUCGCAUUUCAGUCUCUGGCAGGUCUACGGUUGAACAUGUUGGCCAUCAACAUGAGGAUGGUAAACGAGCGUUUUACACGUUACAAGUUGGAGGACAGCGAUUUUAUGUAUAUUAGCAAAAUAUGUGUGAGGUCAGUGGACCUAUCCCAGAAUAACAUUUACUAUGAACAAAAGAGGGUAUUCAUUCCUGUAAAAUUUCGCCUUGAUUGCCUCGAAAACCUCAACAUGUCAUACCACACGUUCAAUUUCUGGCCGUCAAAAAUGUUGGAGGAACUGAGACAUAGCACAAGUCUAACGUGUCUUGAUUUCAGCCAUGUCGGGUCUGGCUUCCAAAAACUCAGUGAUGGGUUGCAGACUUCCGUACAAUUUACACCUUGCUUUGUUCUACCUCCAAAUCUGACAUGGUUUAGUAUCAGCUGCUGUAAAGUUUGGAUUGAUUGGUGGUACGAUCUGUGUUUUGGAUCGCCGACUAAACUGCGAUACUUGGGGUUUGCAAACUUGGGUUUGAUGGAACUGGAUAAAAUAGUAAGCCCGUUUGUUUCGAUGACAAACCUGCAAGUGAUCGAUCUCUCCAGUAACAUGCUCACCGAUUUGAGCCUAGAACUUUUCCGUGAAACACAGAACCUGAUGGAUGUUAACUUGGCAGAUAAUAAACUCGAUCGAUUACCUCUAGCCCUAUCACACCUCAAUGGACUACGAAAACUUAACAUGUCACUCAAUCUAAUCGUUUAUUUUCAAUCAGACGAAAUAAAACUAGUGGAGAACCUGAUAUCAAGAGAGGAUAAAGAGCCUCGCUUACAAAUAAUGCUGAGCAACAAUCCAUUGCAGUGCAACUGUGAGACGCUUGUGUUCAUUGGAUGGCUUUUUCGGAGAGCGGAAAUCUUCGAUAAUGUGGACAAAUACAAGUGUUCCUUAUCAAACGGAACACGCCUUUUCCUGAAAGAUUUCCGGUUACAUUUAACGGACUUUGAGGUGAAAUGCAUAAGCAAUACUUAUCUCAUAAUAUCUGUGGUUGGUAUUUUGACCGUACUUGUCGUCGUUUUGCUUUUGGUGGUGAUACAUCGUUACCGAUUAAACCUCAGAUACUGGCUGUGUACUAAACUGAUGCCCCCAGAAAACAUGUUUGUUGACCAGGAGUACCUCUACGACGCCUUUGUGGCUUAUACCUCUGACGAGUAUGAAUGGGUCGGUCAACAGUUACGUCCAAAACUUGAAUUGGUGGAGGAUCCUGUCCGGCUCUGUAUUCACGACAGGGAUUUCAUUCCCGGAAAACCCAUUCAUGAAAACAUCGUGCAAAAAAUGAAGGAGAGUCGAAAGAUUUUGUUGAUCAUUAGUCCCGGAUUUCUGGAUUCCACAUACGGUCCACUUGAAAUCGAGUACGCCGGCAUGAAAUGUCUGGAGGAAGGCAGGGACGACGUCAUCAUCUGCGUGCUGAUGGAGGACAUUCCAGUUCGUCAGAUGCCGAGGGCGCUGAGAAAUCUCUGGCACAAGAUCACCUUCCUUAAGUGGAGUGCUAAUCUGGAGGCACAGGCCAUUUUCUGGCGGAACCUCAAAGGUGCUGUCAGCCAAGCCUAA